GCUGCCUCGAAGACAGAGCCGUGCCGACAGUCCAGUCAACAGGAGCGUCUUUUUUUUCUUUCUUAUAUCAAAGGCUCGAGGGAUCGGACAUCGAGUGUUUAAGUCGCGUGUGAUCGGCCCGGUAUCUUGGCGGAGAGAUCUCUUAUCGACGCGUCGUCGAUAUCUCUGCCAACGAAAGACACUUUGCGGGUUCGACAAAGUUUGAGGAAAUCAGUACCAGUGAUUAGAACUAUCGAGUGAUUAGAGAACGAAGCGUGAACUUGGAUCUGGGAUCGUGGUGUCUGUGGAUAGCCGGUCAAGAUGGGCUCGUUCGGGAUCGGAACGAUAGCAGCUACAACCGCGAGCCUGAUAUUCACGGUACUAUUGGCAACCGGCGACGCUGCGUUGGCCAGGACGGCGUUCGAGAAGCUCACCGAUUACGAUUAUCGCGGCACCACCUAUUACAGCGUGAGGAAUCUGUCGUUGUACGAGUGCCAGGGAUGGUGCAGAGAGGAGACGGAAUGUCAGGCCGCCGCGUUCUCGUUUGUCGUGAAUCCGUUGGCGCCGAUGCAGGAUACUCUCUGCCAACUGCAGAACGAAACGGCCGCCUCGAAUCCGGCCGCCCAGCCCCAAAGAGCCGUCAAUAUGUACUACAUGACGAAACUGCAAAUAAGAUCCGAGAACGUUUGUUUGCGACCGUGGUCCUUCGAACGCAUUCCAAAUAAAAUGAUACGAGGAUUGGACAACGCAUUAAUUUACACGUCCACGAAAGAAGCCUGUCUCGCUGCUUGCUUAAACGAGCAUCGUUUUACCUGUCGUUCCACAGAAUAUAAUUACGUGACACUUCAGUGUCAUUUAAGCGACUCGGAUCGUCGAACGACAGGUCAAUACGUUCAAUUCGUGGACGCGCAAGGAGUGGAUUACUUUGAGAAUUUAUGUUUGAAAGGAAAAGAGGCCUGCAAGUAUCAAAGGAUUUUCCAAAUGCCCAGAAUCGGCGUAGCGGACGAUAAAGUUGCACAAUACGCAGGCCUACACUAUUACACCGACAAGGAGCUGCAGGUUCAGAGCGAGUCUGCUUGCAGAUUAGCCUGCGAAAUCGAAAACGAGUUCCUUUGUAGAUCUUUUCUCUAUCGUGGCGCUCCUCAAGGAUCGGCUUAUAAUUGUCACCUCUUCCAUCUGGAUCAUUGGACUCUUCCGGAUGGACCUUCGACGUAUCUUAAUGCAGAGAGGCCGUUGAUCGAUAAUGGAGAACGAGUGGGCACCUACUUUGAAAAUUUCUGCGAAAAGGGUACUGGACCAUUAGCGGAUCCACUUCCGGUAGUUUUUGAAACCACAGAAGAUCCUACGAUAAAUAAUCUCACUAGAAACGAUAUUAAUUGUGAUAAGACUGGCACUUGUUACGAUGUAUCGGUUGAUUGUAAAGACACUCGUAUCGCUGUCCAAGUUCGUACGAAUAAACCCUUCAAUGGACGAAUUUACGCUCUUGGACGAUCCGAAACUUGCAAUAUUGAUGUUAUCAAUAGCGAUCUCUUCAGGUUGGACCUCACAAUGAGUGGACAAGAUUGUAACACACAGAGCGUGCGUGACGGUUUUCAGACUGGAAUUUAUUCAAACACGGUUGUACUACAACACCAUUCCGUGGUAAUGACAAAGGCUGACAAGAUUUACAAAGUUAAGUGUACAUACGAUAUGUCCUCGAAGAAUAUAACAUUCGGCAUGAUGCCGAUCAGAGAUCCGGAAAUGAUCAGUAUCACCAGCGCACCGGAAGCGCCUCCACCCAGAAUUCGCAUCCUCGAUAGUCGAUCGCGAGAGGUUGAAACUGUACGCAUUGGCGACAAGUUGACGUUCAGAAUCGAAAUCCCGGAAGACACUCCUUACGGCAUUUUCGCUCGCAGUUGCGUAGCUAUGGCAAAGGAUUCGAAAAGCACGUUCCAAAUUAUCGACGACGAAGGAUGCCCCGUCGAUCCUUCCAUUUUCCCCAGUUUCACUCCCGACGGUAAUGCUCUGCAAUCUAUAUACGAAGCUUUUAGAUUCACCGAAUCUUACGGUGUAAUUUUCCAAUGUAACGUAAAGUACUGUCUGGGACCCUGCGAACCGGCUGUUUGCGAGUGGGGACGCGAAUCCGUAGAAUCGUGGGGUAAGAGACGUAGAAGAAGUCUUGCGAACUCGACAGAGGAAAAAGGCGAAGAUAUGACUCUGUCCCAAGAGAUUUUAGUGCUCGAUUUUGGCGAUGACAAAGAAUCCGGUUUCUUAAAGAGCGAUGCCAGCAUAGACUUCAAUGAAGCAGACAAAACAGUGACCAUCGUAGAGCCGUGUCCAACAAAAACUUCGGUGUUGGCGCUCGGGGUGACGUGUGCUCUUUUGGUGCUCAUCUACAUCUCCACGAUCUUCUGUUACUACAUGAAGAAGUGGCUAACACCUCGCAAAAUGAUGCCUUAAGAAAAAAGGUUUAUUCGAGCAUUCGUAAACAUGUACGAAGAAAACAGAGUGCGAGAGUUCACACAUACAUUUCACACAUAGGCAUAUUCAUAUCGUAAGUUAUCAAAAAAUCCAUACUUAGCAAUUGUCAUUCGCCCUCUCAUUUCUAUUAUAUGUUCAUUUUCAUUAUAUUCACGACGGGUAAAUAAUGUGUAAUAAAAAGUUAAAAGAUUUUUAUAUUAUUAUUCACACACACACACAAAGGGGGCACAAUUGUAUUAUUAUCAUGUGCAUCUGAAUUACGUAUAAUCCAUUUAAUA
This is a messenger RNA of Camponotus floridanus (Florida carpenter ant), 2717 nucleotides long. RefSeq lists its product as uncharacterized. The record is from RefSeq and is a predicted model, not a curated record. The transcript has 12 exons. The coding region runs from base 301 to 2418 and encodes 705 amino acids. Lineage: Eukaryota; Metazoa; Arthropoda; Insecta; Hymenoptera; Formicidae.